CUUGGCGAGGGGGGAGGGUCUCCCGGAUCUGGUGUUAGGGUGAGGGUGGGGGGACGGGUGUUUGGCGCGAGGCCCCACUUUUGAGUCGUCUUACCGCAGGAACCAGAGACCGCGGGAGGGGCCGGGAACCGUUAGGGAGACAAGGACGUGCUUGGUAGCUGGGUGCCGAAAGCCCCAGUCACCCCCUACGGCCACAAGGCCCAGGGGCCAGACGGCCUCUUCACAGCGUCAACCGCCAGGGCACGUUCCCUUCCACGCCAUUUCACUCUUGAGGGCUCUUUCCUCACAGACCCCGCACAGUCCUGCGGCCGCAGGGGCAGCCGCCGCCGCCCGAAAGGGAGCCGCCACCCUAGGAGCUCUCGCUUCCCUGGACGUCAUGUGACUUGGCGAGGUGACUCGCAUGCCCUCUGAAACAAGGCUACAGACGAUGGAACCAGAGAAUCUUAUCUCGGACUGACCAAAGACCCAGGGUUAGCUAAGUUCACUCUCCCUUCAGAAGGGGAGCCGCUUCGCCUUCCCCAGGAAGGCGCGACCGGAAGGGGCGGGGCUUCCGCCCGCACCUGGGCUUCCGCUACCAUGGCUUCUCGAGGGGUCGUGGGCAUUUUCUUCCUCUCUGCUGUCCCCCUCUUGUGUCUGGAGCUCCGGCGUGGGAUCCCAGAUAUAGGAAUUAAAGAUUUCAUUUUGCUGUGUGGCCGGAUUUUCUUACUGCUUGCUCUUCUUACUUUAAUUAUUUCUGUGACUACCUCAUGGCUUAACUCAUUUAAAUCUCCCCAAGUUUAUCUGAGAGAAGAAGAAGAAGAGAAGAAUGAGAAAAGGCAAAAACUUGUGAGAAAAAAGCAACAGGAGGCACAGGGUGAAAAGGCCAACAGAUACAUAGAGAACGUUUUAAAACCUCACCAGGAAAUGAAAUUGAAAAAACUGGAGGAACGCUUCUAUCAGAUGACGGGUGAAACCUGGAAGUUAAGCAAUGGUCACAAACUUGGGGGUGAUGAAGAUUCGGUGCUUGAACGUGCAAGUCAGACAUCUUUUAAAACAUCAAACAGAGAAGCAGCAAAGAGACAGAACUUGCCUAAGCCUUUAACCGAAGUGCCACCACCUGCUGAACAGCCCACGUGGAAGGAGGUUUUUGAUUUACCUGAAGAACCAUCUGAAACAGCCAAAGAAGUAGUUACUGUUGCUUUCCGAUGUCCUAGUGGGCGUGUCCUGAGGAGAAGAUUUUUUAAGUCUUGCAGUUCCCAGGUCUUACUGGACUGGAUGAUGAGGCUCGGGUACCACACGUCCCUGUAUAGCCUUUCCACUUCCUUCCCCAGAAGGCCCGUGGCAGUGGCGGGAGGCUUGUCCCUGGGGGACGUGGGGAUUACCGUGGAUACUGUGCUCAACCUGGAAGAGAAAGAGCAGAGCAACUAGGAGAGUGACGAGAACUACGUGUUCUACGCAAAAUCAGUUAUGCCGUGACCUUUCAGGACAAUAAAGGCUUCACAUUAAACUC
Molecule: messenger RNA, 1489 nt
Organism: Microcebus murinus (gray mouse lemur)
Lineage: Eukaryota; Metazoa; Chordata; Mammalia; Primates; Cheirogaleidae
Gene: UBXN8
Product: UBX domain protein 8
Biological process (GO): ERAD pathway
Molecular function (GO): ubiquitin binding
Source: RefSeq, a predicted model, not a curated record